This is a messenger RNA of Cimex lectularius (bed bug), 2141 nucleotides long. RefSeq names its product E3 ubiquitin-protein ligase rnf8-like. Gene Ontology annotation, cellular component: ubiquitin ligase complex; cytosol; site of double-strand break. The transcript has 10 exons. The record is from RefSeq and is a predicted model, not a curated record. Gene Ontology annotation, molecular function: ubiquitin protein ligase activity; histone binding. Lineage: Eukaryota; Metazoa; Arthropoda; Insecta; Hemiptera; Cimicidae. The coding region runs from base 292 to 1656 and encodes 454 amino acids. Gene Ontology annotation, biological process: protein K48-linked ubiquitination; ubiquitin-dependent protein catabolic process; double-strand break repair.
AUUGUUUAUAGGCAGGUUGGUGCUUGGUAGUUUUUCGUCUGCUUCCCAGUUCACACUCUUCUUCCCAGAAGGCGGCUUUAAUUCUGCUUCAGUUUGCCUAAACAAAAAAGCACGAUUCUGCUUGCACUUAGGUUUCCAACGAAGAUGCCGACCAUCGUCAAGCCUGAAUGAAGUCCGAAUCAAGUCCCCAUCACGUGAACAAUGGUGUUUUAUUAAUUAAUUUUAAAGGGUAGACUUAAGUCGAAUUAUUCCUUAUUAUUCGAUUCCCUUUAUUUUUCUACAUUGUCGAAAAUGAGUUCGGAAGAACUCCCUGUGCUUUCAGAUUUAUGUUCGUCCAAAAUGUUCCACUUUCGAACUUCUAAGUUUUUAAUCGGUAGGAAUUUGGAAUCGGAUCUUGACAUUCCAUCGCAGUACAUUUCACGGAAGCAGUGCAUCUUUGAAAAAUCCGGCGGUUGGAAAAUAACGAAUCUAAGUGCGUUGAAAACGACUCUGGUCAACAAUAAAAAAGUCGAAGAGCCUGUCGAGUUGAGAAACGGGGAUGUCAUAUCGUUCGCCAAUUAUCCCAGCAUCGAGUUGUCGUUCUUCUCCUCUCUACAAGAAUACUUUCUUUUCUCAGGGAUCAAAAGGAAAAGACUAAAUGAAACUUUAGAGGUAAACAAGCAUGACCAUGCUGAUCAGUUAAAAGAGCUGAAAGAUAACUAUCAAGCGACUUUGAUAAAAGUCGAAGAAUUGAACGCCCAGGUCACGGAAUCAAACGAAAGGGCCAACAAAUGUGAACUUGACACUAAGAAUUUAAGGAACAAAAAUAAGGAAUUGAUGGACCGGAUCGUUCAACUCGAAGUGGAUAAAACCAUGCUGCUGUCCCAAUGCAAGGAAAAUUACACAUUGCUUCACGAAUGUGUCGAGGAAAUCAACAGAAUGUCAGAUGACCGAGAUGAAUUAUCCAAAAUGUUAUCAGAAAGCCCACUAGUAAGGAGUAAAGGAAUAGAAAAUAAAAACAAUGAUGACUCCAAUUGUAUGGAUGGAUGUGGGAAUUAUAUCAAUUUUAUAGAAUAUGAAGCUAUAAAGACGGAUCUAGAUGAUAAGAACUCUAAAAUAAAUGAGCUAGAAGGCAUUAUUUUAAAAAUGGCUGAGGAAAAAGAAAAAUACAAUAGCCAAGUGCUUAUGAUGGUGGAACAAGAACUGUCUUGUUGUGUGUGUAGUGAUAUAAUGUUUGAGGCGACUAUACUCAAUUGUAAACACACGCUUUGUAAAGCUUGUCUCAACGAGUGGAAAAAGAAAAAAAAGGAAUGUCCUGAGUGUAGGACAAAAAUAAAACACGAAACGCACAAUUUACUUGUUGACAAAUUCAUAGAAAGGGUUGCGCCUUUGCUCGGGAAUAGUUUUGUUAAUAGACGGAAGGAAAUCAUUAGAGAUAGAGUUGCGAACGUUAACGAGGUUAUAUCGAUAGCUUCUCACCACAACGCAAGACGAGGCACCCCCCGGCCUAGACGUGGGGUACGGAGGCGAGGAGGUCCUUAUUCUGCGAAUGUACAGACAAGUAGAGUAGAAACCAGCAGCCGUCGAAGGGUUGAUAUAAUUGAUUUAACUAGUCCAGUAGGAGGACGUAGAAGCGCAUGGUCACGAGCAAAUAAUAUCACAACGAACAGGGACUAAAGUCUGGAAAAACGAGAAGAGUAGCAUAAUUCCAUUGUCAAUAUACAGUUUUUUUUUUUUUUUUGUUAAUUACUUUAUUAUUACUACCUAUUAUUAAAGAUAUAUUUCAUACGUAAAACGGUAACAUCGAUGUAAUUAUUUUUGUAACUUAUGAUUUUAAUUUGUUGCCUCAAUUUGUAUUUUUAUGUCUAGAAAAAAAUAUGAUAUAAUGAAAUUUUCGCUCAAUAAACAUUGGUUAAAAAAAAUUAAGUCAUUAAACUUGAAACAAUUGCAUAAAGGCAGGUUUUAACCCACGUAAUUGCCUGCACACACAUAAUUUCUAUGCUGUAUAAUAACCUUAACCAAAAAGUAUGAUUAUCUUCCACUCUCACAAUGAAUUUCUACACAAGAUGUGAUUAGGAAUUUCAUUAAGCAAAUUAGAGAAAAUAAUAGGAUGAUUAAGAAAAUGAUGCUGUGAUAUAUAAAAUAAAGAUUACAUUUUUUAA